Molecule: messenger RNA, 2723 nt
Organism: Lottia gigantea (owl limpet)
Lineage: Eukaryota; Metazoa; Mollusca; Gastropoda; Lottiidae
Exons: 18
Coding region: 1-2235 (744 amino acids)
Biological process (GO): Golgi organization; intra-Golgi vesicle-mediated transport; protein transport
Cellular component (GO): COG complex; membrane
Source: RefSeq, a predicted model, not a curated record
AUGACAGUAGAUGCUGGAAAGGGGUUCAGCUUGCCCUCGGGCCCAGCCUCGUUAUGCUUCGAUAAAGAGGAAUUUAUGAAGCCUGGUUUUGACGUAGAUCAGUUUGUAUUAGAAUGUAGAAGAAGGGUCCAGUUAGAAACACUGCGAGAUGAUCUCAAUAUUUAUCUCAAGAUUUUAAAAAGUGCUAUGAUUGAACUCAUCAAUAAAGAUUAUGCUGACUUUGUCAAUCUUUCAACUAAUUUGGUUGGAAUGGACAAAGCUAUAGGUCAUUUAACAGUUCCACUGGGUCAACUGAAAGAAGAGGUUAUGAGUGUUAGAUCUGCUAUGGAUGAAGCUAUAGAAAUAGUUGAACAGAAAUUAAAACAACAGAAAGAUAUUCAACAUAAAAAGGCUUGUCUACAGAGGUUGAUGAAUAUAACCGAGUCAGUAGAGAAAAUUGAGAAAUUACUGGGUAUACACAGUGGACUGUCUGAUCACAGUGAGGGGGGUGUUACUCCUACUACUGGUCAACUCAGUGGACAGUUGAUAGAACGAGUUGCCACAGAAUUCAACAAGUUACAAUUUUAUGUGACUAAAAGUCGAGGACUACCUUUGGUAGAGAAGAUUAAACCAAGAAUAGCAAACAUCACUACGACCCUACAGUUUAGUUUAGAAGGAGGGUUUUUAGAUGGUUUAGCUACGAAUAAUGUAGAAAUACUAAGGCAGUGUUUACGAACCUAUGCUUUGAUUGAUAAAACUAGGGAUGCAGAGAAUCUAUUUAGACAACAUAUCGUCAAACCUUAUAUGGAAGAGGUUGUAACAGAAGACUAUAUAAAAGUCAAUGGUUUAGAAGGAAUGAUUAAGAAAAUAUUAGAAUUUAUACCAAAACAUUGUAAAAUAUUGAAAGAUGUCACUAGUGGUGUUUCUGGUACUGGUGAAAUUGUACGUGGUUAUGAUUUUUUAGUGAACUCUGUUUGGCCAGAGAUUGUUGGUAAUUUAGAGGCGAGAACACCAACAAUCUUCGCACCUGGUAACCCUGAUACCUUUCAUGAGAAAUAUCUACUGUGUAUGGAGUUUCUGUGUAAAUUUGAAAAGUUGUGUGGUAACCAAGGUAGUAUAAAACAUUUACGAGAACAUUCAAGUUACCACACAUUCCUUACAAAAUGGAGUCUACCAGUUUAUUUCCAAAUAAGAUUUCAAGAUAUAGCUGGAUCCUUUGAAACAGCCCUAGUUACAGGUUUCAAUAACUCACAAGAGUCUACAUUUCAACUAAUGUCUACUUCUGUAUUGUGGCAAUGUUUACAUAAAUGUUGGAAGAAAGAGAUCUAUCUACCAGCCCUGUCUCACAGAUUCUGGAAACUGACUAUACAGUUAUUAUCAAGAUAUACAGCAUGGUUAGAUGAAGUCUAUGAAGAAGAGAACAACAGAAGAUCAGAAUUAGAUAAGCCAAUGAAGACAUCACAAUCAGCAAGUAGUUUAGAUAGAAUGAGCAUCACCCCGGAUACAUCACGAUCUGCAUCACCAUCACCACAAGAUGCGAUGACAUCAUCAAUGACAUCAUCAGUAAAUCCUCCAAUCACAGUUGGUCAAAUUGUUUGUCUGAUAUCUGACUCUGUUUUACUCGUUCAAAUGGUUGAAGAAUUUUUUGAUACAGAAAUAGCACCAUUGUUAGAAAAAGAGUCUGUUGGAAAUAUUUCAGUCUUAAAAGAUUGUAUAAAAGAAUGUAUAGUGAAUAUAGAAGAAAGACAGCCCAAGUUUCAGUUAUUUAUAACCAGUGAUAUUAUUAAACAAUGUUCAGUAUAUUUAAAACAAGUCAGUGAUAUACCACGACUAUAUCGUAAAACAAACAGAGAGGUACCCAGUAAACCAUCCAACUAUAUCAUCAGUUUAGAAAAACCAUUAAAAAACUUUCUAGAAGAACAUCAGUUAGAAUCUAAACAGAAAGCAGAUUUUCUAACUCAAGUAUUCUCCAGUUUGACUGAACAAUAUAUAACAGUGACAUCAGACGUUCUCACCUCUGUUAAGAAAAUGGAGGAAAGUUUAAAAAGAUUAAAGAAAGCUCGUGGAACUGACAAAUCUUCAGAUAGCAAUAGUCAUGGGAUGAGCGAUGACGACAAAGUUAGACAGCAAAUUAUACUAGAUAUAGAUUGUUAUGGUAAUCAGAUAUCAGGCCAUGGUAUUGACAAAUCAGCAGUCAAUGGAUUUGAUAAGUUAUUGGAAUUAGCUCAAGAUGCCAAAUCAGCUAUGACUUCAUGAUUGUUGAAAUAUCUUUAUCUGCUUGAAGAUGAAAUAGAUUGUAAAAAUGUUUUCUGAAUUUUUUAUGUAAAACGGGGACACUUAUAGCAUUCAUUUGCACCAUUCCAAUUUUAAAUCAGACUUCUGUUGGUUCUUUCAAUUCCACAAAAUUGAAGUGUUUGAUGAUGUCACUUAUCCCUAAAUUUGCUUAUGACAUAAGGCACUUUAGUGACGUCAUUAAACACUUAGUUUUAGUGGAAUUGAUUGAAUGGUGUCCUCGAUACACAUAAAUUGUUAGAAAACUUUUUUACAAUCACUUUAAAAUAUCUUACAAUUUUCGAAUUUCCUUAAUCAAAGAUUUUUGAAAAAUUGUAAUUUUAUGAUAAUGGUCAAAUCAUGUGUAUAUUUGGGAAAAAUAUAUUUGUGCAAAUAAUGUAAAAAUUUGGGCAAAUUUUUUUGGGGAUAUUACAUUAUGAGGGAGAAUUUACAUUCCUUGAUGUUUUCUCAUG